AUGGACUGGAGCUUACCAAUUCUCUUCUACAUCACAUCUCCUCUGACAAAGCGACGACCCAUCGACCAUGGCCCUCUCCCGCACAACCCCACCAUCCCCAUAGAGCCUUUCACCUUGCACGUCCCCGACACAGAGCUGCGCGAGCUCCAAGACGCCAUCAAAGCCUCCCGUAUCGCCAAACAGAGCUACGAGAACGUUUCUGCCGAUGAGAACGACUUUGGCGUUACCAGGAAAUGGCUCAUUGACACCAAGGACGAAUGGCUGAAAUUUGACUGGCGCAAGCAGGAAGAACGCAUCAACGCUUUCCCAGCUUACAAAGCCAAGAUCAAAAACAAGGACGGUCUCGACUACUCUCUACAUUUCACAGGCUUAUUAUCUGAGAAGAAGGACGCUAUCCCUGUCAUCCUGAGCCACGGUUGGCCCGGAUGUUUCUUCGAAUUCAUUCCUCUCUUGGAACUGGUUAGCAAGCAGUAUGCGCCUUCUGAGCUUCCAUACCACCUCGUCGUCCCCUCCCUCCCCGGAUGGCUCUUCUCCUCCCCUCCGCCCACAGAUCGCGAGUUCAGCGUCAUUGACGUCGGAUACCUCUUUCACUCACUGAUGGUCGGCCUGGGUUUCGAUGGUGGCUACGUGGCUCAAGGCGGCGAUAUCGGGGCUCUGGUCACAAACGAGCUCGGCGCAACAUACGACGCUUGUAAACUGAUGCACCUAAACUUUUACAAUAUCCAACCCACCUCCUCCUCCCCUCCUCCCUCCCCGGACGACAUGAUCGAAAUCUUCCAGAAAUACGCAUACGCCCUCGAACACUCCACCCGCCCUUCCACCAUCGGCCUCGUCGUCGGCUCCAACCCCAUCUCGCUCCUCGCUUGGAUCGGCGAAAAGUACCUCGCAUGGACGGAUCAGUCGCCCAGCACGCAGACGAUCUUGACUUUGAUCAGCCUGUAUUGGUUUACGGACUGCUUCACUACAUCGCUUUACACUUACCGUUAUGGUUUGGGUGUAAGGCGAAACGACCCCGCUACAAAGACUUCCACCGAAUACCAAUCCUGUCCCACCGGCUUUUCCAACUUUCCCAAAGAAAUUUCGCCCAUUUCCAUCGAAGCUGCCAAGAAGCGUAGCAACAUUGUCUGGUCCAGGGAACAUGAUUCGGGAGGACAUUUUGCGGCGCUCGAAAAGCCGGCAGAGCUCUGGCAAGACGUGGAAGACUAUCUCGGGGCGAACUGGGACAAGUACACGACAAAGUGA
This is a messenger RNA of Cryptococcus wingfieldii CBS 7118, 1242 nucleotides long. Its product is annotated as microsomal epoxide hydrolase. Gene Ontology annotation, biological process: epoxide metabolic process. Gene Ontology annotation, molecular function: epoxide hydrolase activity. Lineage: Eukaryota; Fungi; Basidiomycota; Tremellomycetes; Tremellales; Cryptococcaceae. The transcript is spliced from 6 exons. Bases 1 to 1242 code for a protein of 413 amino acids. The record is from RefSeq and is a predicted model, not a curated record.